AUGGGGAGCAUGUUGGCCCAAGAGAACGAGAACAAGGAGGAAGUAUUUGUCUACUACCUCUGCAAAAGGAUGAUCGGUUACGAGUUGAACUAUUCUUUUGUGGAAAAAGUAUGUUGGGCACUAGCCUGGGUAACGAAGAGGUUGUGCCACUACGUGCAAGCCCACCCAAUCAAGCUAGUGUCAAGACUCGAUCCAAUUCGUUUCUUGUUUCAAAGAACUCUUCUUUCGCCGCGUCUUGCUAAAUGGAUGAUGAUGAUUUCAGAAUAUGGCAUCACAUAUACCGUGCAAAAGUCAAUCAAGGGGAGUAUAGUGGCUGAUUUCCUAGCUGAUCAACCAAUCACCAUUGAUGACGAUGAUGAAGAGAUGGUCUUCCCAGAUGAUGAGAUUAUGAAUGUUCAAUCCGAAGCGUGGAAGUUGAUGUUUGAUGGUGCGUCGGGCAAACAAGGUUACGGCAUUGGUAUCCUUUUGAUCGAUCCUGCUGGCACGUAUAAUCCUACUUCUGUUAAGUUGAGUUAUAGUGUCACCAACAACGAAGCUGAGUACGAAGCGUGCAUUGUUGGGAUCAAGUUAGCCAGCGAGAAGAGGAUUAGCAGAUUGGAGGUUGUCAAAGACUCGAAUCUUGUAAUCUCACAAGCCAACGGAGAUUGGCAUGUCAAAGGCGACAAUCUUAAACCUUAUCAUUCUUUCCUCAUGCGUUUAAUCGCCAAGUUUGAAAGUGUUGUUUUCAUCCAUGCUCCAAGGAGUCAGAAUCGUUUCGCUGACGCCCUUGCAACUCUCGCGGCAAUGACUCAGAUUCCCGAAAGAAUCAAGAUCAAGCCACUCAAAAUCCAACAGAGGUACAAUCGCAUCUAUGAGAAACUAGUGAUUGCUAACACUAAUAUCUCAAGUAAACCUUGGUUCGAGCCCAUUCAGUCAUAUAUCGAAAGGGGAGAAUAUCCUGCCCACUUUUAG
Molecule: messenger RNA, 951 nt
Organism: Impatiens glandulifera
Lineage: Eukaryota; Viridiplantae; Streptophyta; Magnoliopsida; Ericales; Balsaminaceae
Exons: 1
Coding region: 1-951 (316 amino acids)
Molecular function (GO): nucleic acid binding; RNA-DNA hybrid ribonuclease activity
Source: RefSeq, a predicted model, not a curated record